Molecule: messenger RNA, 12479 nt
Organism: Podarcis lilfordi (Lilford's wall lizard)
Lineage: Eukaryota; Metazoa; Chordata; Lepidosauria; Squamata; Lacertidae
Source: the annotation of a GenBank genome assembly
AUGUUGAGAGUGGCAAAGGUGGGGCGGGGGUGUGGAACCGCCUAAUUCUAUCCCUAGCCCUCAACUUCAAAAAGAAUAUAGAUCUAGAAAAUACAAGACAAUAUUCUGAAAGUACAAAAGAGGCUUUCCCAAUUUAGUGCCUCCCUAGGAAAUUUGGAAACCAGCUCCUAUAUUCCGAAACUACAAAACAGACUUUCCCAAUCAAGUGCCUUCCUAGGAAGCUGUUAUAUAGAAGAAAGAUCAGCAACUCUGUUCAAGAAGACCCCGUGUGCAGCAACUGUGGAAAUAAAGAUGAAGUCCAUUCCAAGAGUACAUUAGGUAAGGAACUGAAAAUGAAACUGCAAAGAGGAUGUCAUCACACAGACAACUGGAUCUGGCUGUGGAGCAACAUCACUAAGAAUGAACAAACCUGAUUCUAGGCGAGGGCAAUGCUUCCUCAAUAGGGUUGACCUGAACUAGCUUUGAAAUUUAUCAAAGACUUUUCGUUUGCAGAAAAGGAGAGUUAGAAGUGUCGUGACAGAAGUUUGUAAAACUAUGCAUGGCAUGGAGAAAGUGGCUAGAGAACAUUUUUUCUCCCUUUCACUUAACACCAGGGCAUCCAAAUAAAACACUUCUUCAUGCAGCAUGUAAGUAAACUAUGGAAUUUGCUGCCAUCAAGAGAUUGUGAUGGUCACCACCUUGUAUGGCAUUAAAAUAAAAUUACCUUCAUGGAAGAUAAGGCUAUCAGUGGCUACUAGCCAUGAUGGCUGUGCCAGAGCCUCCAAAGUCAUGUGCAGUAAUGUUCCUGAAUAUCAGUUCCUAGAAAGUGCAGGAAGCAAGAAUUCUCAGGUCCUGCUUGCAGGUUUCCCACGGACAGGUUCGUGCAGAGGGGAGGGGACAUCUGGACACACUUGACCUCGGCCUCGGAAGGCUAAGCCAAUUGGCUGCUUUUUCUUCUUCGGUUAGUUUAUAACUUUGGCCACUGUGAGAACAAGCAAUGGUGGUCUGGGAUGUUCUUCUGGGGGCUUCCAUCUGACAGACUUAGGCACUGUGUUCUCCUGAUCUCCAGCAAUCAGCUCAGGACCCUGAACUUGGCCUGCCUCUUUGAAUUGGUGCUGGAUUUAUGGGCCAUGACAGGUUUACAGCAAACACUUGAGGAGGGCUAUUAUCAGAUGGUAAUGGGCAGCUUACAGAAAGAUAUAAGCUCCUAGACACUUCCUGCCCUUAGGUUCACAAUCUAAGAAGAUAAGAGGCAAGGAAUGAGAGGUAGGAGGGGAAAGCAAUCUCAAGCACAUGUUCUUAAAUCUGUAGCCAAUGUCAGUGGUGAGUCUGGCGGUCCUGCCCUUAAGAAUAUAAGAAGAGGCAUGCCGGAUCAGGACAUUGGCCCAUUGAGUUCGGCAUCCCCACAGUGGCCAACGAGAUGUCUAUGGGAAACCCAAAGCAGAACCUGAACACAACAACUCUACCCACCUGUGAUUCCCAGCAAUUGGCAUUCACCGCCUCUGACUGUGGAGGUAGAACAUAAUGAUCAUGGCCCUAAAUAAAGAACAGCCCCUCCUCUGAAGCACUCAUCCCCUGAGACCAAAUCCAGAAGCAGAACUAGUGACACUGCCCAGCUUCUGCCACAUAAUUGUUCCCUAGAUAGCUUCUGAGCACAGGAGCAUUUCAGGCUGGUUUUUGUUCCAGGUCAGUUGGCAACUUUGUUGACAGCACUGUAUUAGGAAACUUUGACACACAACAAAACUCACCGUCACCCUGGAAGCAGUCUGCCAAAAGUAUACACGGGGCUAAUUUUGUGACUUGAAAAUGUGCUCAACGAAAGCAAGCAUAGCUGGUCUGGAUGCAUGAAAGGGGCUGCACAUUCCAGGGCUAUUGCAGUUGCUGGUCAAGCAUUUGAACCUGGGUCUACCCAGCUGCAGAAUUACAAUCUUGAAAGGUCUGAGGUGGAUGGGUGGAAAGCUUGAUGGCAUUCAGUCUUUGAUUGCUGGAUGACAUUUCCCUCUCUCUUUCCCCACUUCCCCUUCCAAAGGUUCUCCAACUUUCCAAAGGUUAAAGUUCUGUUUGCAGAUUCUGGACCAAAUUAAUUUCCACUGGAACACAGGUCACAGGAGUCAGAUUUCAGAAUACUUCUGUAAUUUGGCACAGUCAUCUGCAAUUUCCCUGCCUCUGAACAUAACAGCAGAGCGGUUAAAUUAACAGCUCGAUACAAUGCGGGUGAAGUUCUGCCUGAACGUUAGCCUUCUCAGAGGAUAAAUGACCUGGAGCCCCUUGGAAAUCAAAGUCCUUUAUUACAAAAGACCUGACAAGAAGUAAUCGGUUUCAGGACGGAGGCUGUUACAUUGUCUACCAAUGACCUUAAUUUCAACCUUUUGGGAGCAAUCUUUCCUUCCUCUUGACUCCUUGAAAUUGAAUGGCUAUAACUAAAUUAGGCCACUUGGAAGAGUUCUGUAAGGCACACAACGAAAGCAUCCCAACACAGAUGGGUUUGUUUGUUUGUUUGUUUGUUUUGGAGAGCAAUUUGAUCAGAUGCUGGCAUUUGGGAGAAACUUACGGUUGUAGACCAGGAGUUCUUAAACCACUGAGAUUUGGUCUGUUGGAGAAGGAACAGGUAUAGGUGUAGUGUAAAAGCUGAGAGAUUGAGCUAUGAAUUAGAACAAGAAGGGAGAGCCUUUUGAGGGCCACGUCCUUUCAUUGUCAACCUUUUGGGGACCACAUGCCCAUGUUGGGUGAAGCCAGAUGCAAAAGUGGACAGAGCAAUGGAUGUGACUCAUACCUUUGUAUGACAGGCUGCAUUCCUGCUGUGCAAAAACCAGAGGUUUCUAAGCACACACUCCAACUAUCUCUCCAUCCUUCCCAGCAAGCAAGAGGUAUUAUCACAGUUGAAGGACACAUUUCUAGCCACACAAAAGCACUUUGAAGGUGAGCCUACCUAACUUGCACUUUCGGAAACAGUAUACAAACAGGGAUGCACCAUCCUUCGAAACAUUCCCUUCUGAGAAUUUUAACAAGUGCAGUUCUCCAGCCAAGUCAUAUGUGCAUAAAGCUUGCAUGAAAAUUCAUAUGUAUCAAUGAAAAUAAUAUGCAAAAAUGUGUGAUAUUAAUGGAAGCUGCUUUUAUAUUGGGAAGAAGUAAGUCUUAGGAUAAAUCUGCACUGCAAUACUGAUGUAUUUUCAUGAGAAUUAUAUAAUUUUAAGUUGUCUUUAAACUGUUUUUAAUAUUGUGUUUCAGUGUUGUGAUCCGCCCUGGGACUUUAGGCUGAAGGGUGGGUGAUAAAUUGAAUGAUUGUCAUCAUUAUCAACUGAUGUGGGAAUGUGGAGAACUGAACUUGAAACUGGGAGAAACUGAGAAACUGAAAUUGAUGGAUUCACCUGGGGCUAAAUGCAACCCAGGCAUCUAUUGUCUUCAAGCAACUGUACACUUCUAAACUGAAACUAGUUUGGGUUUUUUCCCUCCUCUGUGCCCAUGGGUAUUCAAAAAUAAGACAACAUUAUUAUUACAAAGGAAGACAAACGGAGGCUGUGUUAGAGGCUCAAGCAAUUAAAGAAUCUUUUUUUUUCUUUCAAAAAAACACCUAAUUGCUCUUCUGCUUCAUUCUCAAUAAUCAAAGGCUUUUGUUCUCCGACACCAUUUCUCCUUUGUUUCUGCGCGUGGAUUCAUGAAGACAUCUCUGAGCGAGUCAAACAAAUGGAAUUGUCGGGCAGACGUACUGCUCUCUGCUCCUCCCUUUCAUCCGGGAUGGCAAAGUGUUUUAUAAAGAUGAUUUAAAUAUGCAGAAAUGCUUGUGAGCUAGGUAAGCACCACAAUUAAUACUAAUAGGCUCAUUUGAUGUGCUUCUCAAACAGCUGCCUGUUUUGCAGAUGGAUAUCAAGGGAGAGGAGGUUGCAGUUGCUCUUUCAGAAACUAUUGGCAACAUGCUGAGCCAAAUCACAGAAUUCAAGGGUCCACAGUUCCCAAUGGAAUUCAGCUGGGCUUGCUUCUGAGUGACACAGAAAUCUGCCACUGGGAAUUGUGACAGUGGGGACCUUUUCUGAACCAAGCAAGCCAGUUAGGUGCUAAGUAUUGAUACAAUCCACCCCAAUCUCCAAGCAGUGAGAGACUCUGGGGUUCCAAGCACUUAUCAAGGCUUAUAUACUGUAUUGCAUCUAUUUAUUGCAUUUUUAUAUCCCACCUUUUUCUUCAAGGGAUUCAAGAUGACAUACAUGGUUCUCCCCCUUUUCCUGUCAUCCUAUCUGCCCAUCUGCUUGUUUUUAAUACUGGAAGAAAAUAGUACAUACAGAAAAAAGCAUACUUGUUAUGUAUGUUGUGUAUAGAAGAAAUAAUAUGGCUGGAUGUUUUCUAGUAUUCUGAUAGUUAUUUUAUAUUCUAACGAUUAUUAUUAUUAUUAUUCUUACAAUCCAGCUAAGAUGCUGCAAAAUGUAAAGAGAUCCAGGACUUCCCCAGUCUGUCUUAAUACAGAUUCUAUUCACUAUUAAAAGACAAACAACUCUUAUGAAAUCCUCAGCUAAACUUGCACACACACACCCCCAAUAGCAGAAUUGUAUGGUAAUAACAUAUCAGACCAUUUUCCCUCCUUCCCUUUCUUAAAAAAAAGUCACCACUCUUACUUAUUUAGCAAGUGCUCUGUAGCUUUCCCUUAUUUUACAGCCCGUGCUUGAGGAAAAUAAAUCUUAAUAGCAGUCAUUUCCUUGUGAAAAUUCACCCCAACCUCCUAAAACUCCUAGAUGUUUCCUGGGGUGGCAGCAGUCAGCCAAAACCUGCUCCAUGCACUAGAAUAGAGGAGACUGUACAUUCAUCAAGACCUUUAUGUGUCAUUUUGCUUAUGUUACUAGAUUCAGGUAGGUAGUCAUGUUGGUUCGAAAUAAAAUUAAAAAAUUGUCCAGUUGCACCUUAGAGACCAACUAAGUUUGUUCUGGGUAUAAGCUUUCGUGUGUGUAUCUGAAGAAGUGUGCAUGCACACGAAAGCUUAUACCCAGAACAAACUUAGUUGGUCUCUAAGAUGCUGCUGGACAUUUUUUUAAAUUUUUUGCUUAUGUUAGUUACUGCAUACACAGCACAUAAAAGAUUAAACCAUAGUUUAGUAUUAUAGGGAUGAGCUGCUAUAUACCUCAGGCUACCCUUCCCUGCCCCCUUCUCUAGGAUGGCUAUGAGGAGAUUGGGAGCUUUCACUACUGUUGUAGCUUAACAAACUACAGUGUUGUAGUUUGGGGGGGGGGGUUCUGGCAGGGGAGCGUUGCCAUCAUAUGCUCUUGACUUAAGAGUGGCACGGUCCUAUCUGGGAUGGUCAUCUUCCACCGAGCAUGCCACUUCAAGAGAGAUGCACAUGGAGGAAUGAGAAGGGAACACCCGCCUGCUAGCCAGGUCUGUGGUGUGCGGUAGAUGACUUAUGGCCUUUUGCAUAGCAACCAGCUCAACUCUUCUCAGCCAAUCAGAAGAUGUUGAAGCUGUAACUCUCCAGAACUGAGAGUCUACGGUUUUCUUGUGACUGGAGCUGAAUAAUGUUUCCCCAAUUAAUGGACUGGCCAUCUGGACCUUGAAGGCCUGGUACAAGAUUACCAGAUGCAAGUAAUUAUGAGUGCUUGCAACUAGAAAGGGGGGGGUCUGCUUUCUUUUAAUCUCAACUCUUACCCAGAAGCCUAAGUGUCUUACUGAACCAAAUGCAUGAGCCCAGUAUCUUGACACACUGCAGUCAAGUUUAGAGUGGUGCAGAACAGACUAGGGUGGACACACAGCUUUGCACUCCAACCAUCUCACUGUUGUCUCCACCCACAACCAAUGGCCACCUGAAGUUUCCACCUUACUCUGCCUAACAAGGACAUAAAAAGAGCCCUUCAGGGUCAGACCAAAGGGUCACCCAGUCCUGAAUCCUGUUCUCACAGUGGCCAGCCAGUUGCCCCUAUGGGAAGCCCGCAAUCAGGACCUGAGCAUGACGGCCUUCUCCCUAGCUGUGGUUCUCAGAAACUGGCAUUCAGAGCUUGUAGCCAUUGGUAGCUUUCUCCUCCAUGAAUGUAUCUAAUCUUCUCUCAAAGCUGUCCAGGUGGGUGGCUGCUAUGAUAUUGUAUAGGAUAUAAUGGUGGGACCAGCCCUGAUCCCUAUACCUGGAGCUUCCCACUUUUUGUAGAAUUGGGGAUCUGAAAUAACCGUAUGCAUCUUCUACUGUUUUCCCUGGAAAUGCGAGAACUCUUGGAAGCACUUUGCAUCCGAUUUACGUCCGCUCUGUGUCAGCCGUCUGUUUCCCAUUCCUGUGGGUUUGCUUUUUUCACCUCCCGCCUCAUCCUUUUUAAAGCUUAUUCUGUUUGCUUGCCUUUUAAUUGUUCCAUCAAUUAAGAUGUUUUAAAUGGGCUCGCAUUCAUGCCUCAAAUUAAGCUGGUUUUGUUUCCAGCUUUUCUUUCAAUUACUCCUGUAAUUAAAGCUUCCUGGAAGCAUAGCGGGAAGUAGAGAUGGCAUCCAAUUCUUUCUCUCCUUUUGGUCACCUGAAUAUUCAAACGGCUACCACUCAUCUCAGAAACAGCAGGUACUGAGGGAAUGGCAACUUCUGUGUACUUUCGAACAGAACGGAGCAUUUCUUUCUUUUUCUUUUUUCCCCCCAGAACAACAGCCUUGUCAUCCCAGGGGGGGAGGGGAUGCUUCGGAGGCCGUCUGGAGAGCCUUCGCUUAAUUAUGCAAAUCUGGUCUUAGAAGAAACUUUUUAAAAAUGCAAAGCCCGCAUUUCCCAUUUGAAGCAAAAUGUUUUAAUCAAGUCAGCCUGCUUUGUUGUUCCCCUCUCGCCAGCCAACGUCAAUUUAGGUUUUUAAAUAUUUGAUUAGUGUCGAUGUUCAUCCCGGCUACAUCGUGGGAGCUGAAGUUUGAAGUAGUAGAUCUUUCACUUGGAAGGCUUCAAGACAAUGAGAGCUAAUUUUCCCUGACACUUAACAACUUGCCAGAGAUAUUGCCCUGGAGGUGAGCUGUGCCUGAGACAGGAAGAUGUGCCAAAGGGUGGAAAUAUGUGCUAAUAAAGUCUAAAACAUAUGAAGCGAGCACUAGGCACAGGAGCAUCGGCUGAAUGCAAGGUUGGCAGCAGGGCAGGGCUCCAAUGUUGCUUCAGCAAGCAUCUGGCCUGGGUAGGCCCACUCAUGAGACUCAGUGAGGUACCGGUAGUUGCCUCAGGGGGCAGGCAGGGAACAGCAAGGAGGGGCAGCAGACCUGGCCCCCAAGGAGCACACUGCUCAAUGCCACCUGAGCUUUUUGCCUGCCUCCUCUCUCCUCAACACAUAAAAUCUAUUUCAUGGAGUAUGAGGAACCCCACAAAGUACACACAGCAAUGCCACUCCCUGCCCUAUAGCACCUGCCACUUGAGGCUGCUGCCUCAUGGUAGAGCAGGCCCCACCAAGCCACAGCUGUUCUGGUGAUUCUUGAGUAACUCUACUCUUGCAUAAAGCUUCCAGCUCUUCCCACCUCUUUACAACAGGGGUAAGGAAUAUAUGCAACUGUUUUAUAUUAUAUACUGUCUGCUUGUGUGUGUACCCGUGUUGGAUUUUCCAAAGCUGUCGAGUUUACAAAGUAAAACCAUAGCAUAAACCGUGCUUUGUUUGAAAGCCCAGAGUGGAAGCAAACGUUCAUCAUCCAAGCAAAUGAAUGCAGCAUUUAAUACAGCUGAAGCCACGAAGUUAGUUUCUGACAAGUCCGUUUUGGCAUCUGUCACGAGAAAACUGUUAGUUGUGUUGGGGUUUCUGAGUGAGUUGUCAUAUCUCUGCCCUUCUUUGUACCGUGAUGGGUCAGAGAAUAAAGUCAACAGCCGGCGCGAGCUAAUAAAAACGGAAUCCAGAUCUAAUGAAGAGCUGGACGAAUAACUGUUAACGGUGGCUCUGGAAAAGAUGACAGCUUAAUUAAAGUCCUCGUUGGGAAUAUAAGAUGACAUAUGUUAGCUUCUGGGGAGGAAUGGAUGCAUACCAAAAUAUGCGUACUUCAAAGGUACAAAAGACCUGGAUUAAAGUUACUUAAAAGGUACAAGAUGCCAGGCCUUUGAACUUUACCUUCUGGCUUUGCUAGUCAGCCAGGUGUUGUGGGAGCUGCAAAAGGGCACAGUUUAUCCCUCUGGUUGUUAAUCCCUCAACAUCUGGAAGCUGGACUGCCAUCCGUUGACUAGCUCCAUUGCCUUUAACAUCAUCUUCCUUUGCAGACAAGUACAGGUGACAGGUGGGAAUAGCUUUCCUUGCCGAUUCUGGGCAGUUCAGUUUCCUCAUAGGAGACCUAUAGAAUUGGUUUGGGUGUUUUGGCAACCCUUGGUUUAUUAUUGUGACGGGUGAGUAACAGCAAACCUGAGGCUGUUGUUUCUACCCUCCCCUCUACCCCUGGUAUAUUUGUAAGGAGCAUAUUGGAAACAUUUGCAUUUGAGUUUUCUUAACCCCUGUUUUGUUUUACAUCUAACUACAAGGGAUAUUAGGGACUCGGGUGGUGCUGUGGUCUAAAUCACAGAGCCUAGGGCUUGCCGAUCAGAAGGUCGGUGGUUUGAAUCCCCGCGACAGUGUGAGCUCCCAUUGUUCGGUCCCAGCUCCUGUCCACCUAGCAGUUUAAAAGCACAUCAAAGUGCAAGUAGAUAAAUAGGUACGGCUCCGGCAGGAAGGUAAACGGCGUUUCCAUGUGCUGCUCUGGUUUGCCAGAAGCGGCUUAGUCAUGCUGGCCACAUGAUCCAGAAGCUGUCUGCGGACAAACACUGGCUCCCUCGGCUUAUAGAGCGAGAUGAGUGCGCAACCCCAGAGUCGUCCGCGACUGGACCUAAUGGUCAGGGGUACCUUUACCUUUUUACUAGGGAUAUUGGGGUGUCAGAGAAUUCUGAUGAAAAGAAACAGGAGCAGAAAUUGCUGGUUUGCUCAUUCAUCCCAUGUGCAGAAUGGAAAUCAAUUCAGCAAAUAAAAUUGGUCCUCACUGCUGCUGUUGCUCUCAGUAUUGUUGUUGUUGUUGUUAAUAAUAAUUACCUGCCCUUCAAUGCAAGGUCCCAGGGCAGGUUACAACAUUAAAGCCCAAUCUUAAAAACAGUUUAAAACAAGAUGGCUCCUAAAAAUAUACUCUUCAAGGAAUGCAAGCGCUAUGAAAUUGGUUAUGUUUCAACCCCCUGCCACUAUGCAUUGUGUUUCCUUUGCAAUGAAACACAGUGGGGUGGAAUAAUGUAGUGACAACGUAACUCACAUAGCUUACGCAAGUUGCGUGAUGAAUUACAUAAAUCACAACAUUUCACCACUGCAGAUAGUAAGACCUCAGGGUGAAGGGCAGGUAAUAAAUAUAAUAACACUGGUGGUGGUGGUGGUGGUGAUGAUGAUAAUGUUGGUCUUAGCAGAAGACGAUGUACAGCAGAAUGGAAACAGUACUGCAUGCAAUGAUAGCCCAUGGUUCAGCAUGGCAUCCUAACAGUCCUCUGCUGAUGUUUUUGCAACAUCAGCUUUUACAAUAAGGCUCAGAUGGCAUUUCUGCACCAGGCAAAGGCCCUUUUAUUUCCCCAGGCUUUUAAAUCAGAUUUGCUGAUGGUUUUUAUGCUGCUUUGUAUCUGCUUUAUCUAUGCUAAUUGCCUCCCCUUCCCCAGUUCUUUAAAGUUGUAAUGUCUUAAUGUUUUAAUCUGGUUUUAAGCAGUUUUUAUUGCAAUUUCUGUUCUUUGUAAGCUGUGUUGCAAACUUGUAGAAGGACAUGUAUUAGUCCCUAUAAAUAAAUAGAUUCAAGCACGCAAGUAGGACAUAACUGGAGGCAAAUGCCAGGCACUCGGAUACAGCAGCAGAACCAACACCUGAUGUCAGAUUCCUUGGAAAGAGGCUCCACAACCCCAAAGUGCUUCCAACCAUUGACUCACUCUCCUUCCUCUGCCAUCUGCCAGAGCACAACCGGUGUAUUCUCCUUUCUCUGGCCAGUGAAUGAGGUGAUAACGAGGCUUUCAAGUUUUACUGCUGUUUGCGACAGAUUAACAAUGGGAACCUAUGACUCUCCCAAUGCCACAGCUCCCAUCUUCUCUGGCCAUUGGCCAUGCUGCCUAAGGCUGAUGAAUGAUUUAGUUCAACCAGAGGCAGUAAAAAAAGCCACCAGCCUGGAUAGCUUCAGGUUAGACAAAUGCACGGGGGAUAAGGCUGUCAGCGGCUUCUUGCCACAAGGGCAAUGCUGUAUAUCCACUGCCAGAGGCAGUGAUGCUUCUGAAUUCUGGUUGAUGGAAACCACAGGAGGGGAGAAUGCUGUUGUGCUCAGGUCCUGCUUGCAUGCUUUUCAUAGGCACCUGCCUGAUUUCAAUCGGGUGUGAGUUCCAUAAAAUUGGGUCUGCUCCACUGGUGACAAGACUCCUCACUGACAUUAGUUGUGCUUCUGGUCCACAGCAAGCUGCUAAUGAUGCUCUCCCAGAUUAUAUCAGCGAGAGACUUGUGGCAUAAAGCAGCCUCUAAAAUUCCUUGAGCCUAGGUUGUUCGUAGUUUUGUACACUAGUACAAUAGCCUUGAACCUGACCCAGUAGCAGAUGGGAACCCAGUUUGGGUCUUUAAACUCCGGUGUCAUGUGUUGGCAUUGGCCUGUUCCCAUCAUGAGCCUAGCUGCAGCAUUUUGCAGUAGCUAACAGUUUUAGUCCAGACCCAAGGGCAGCCUUGCAUGGAGUGUGUUGCAUCAUGGGCUAUUAACCUGCAACAUACCUAAGAAAGGAAUCCAUAACACGAAAGAUUGUGCAUGAAACAGAAGGCAUCUUCCUAGUGUGAUGGUAACAGCUUAUUGCCUGGAUUUCUGCAAAACUCUAAUUUUGCUCAAUAUGUGACACACUAGUGUAUAAAUUUGUCAGACCCUCUGUCAUUUGUAAAUCCCUGCCCUCCGAACUGAAAUAUGCUCCAGACUGCCCCAUCAUCUUUCUUUCAGCAAUUAUCUAAAUUACCCCACACUGGGGGUACUUUGGGCUAUCUGUAGCACCAACCCCAGGAGAAACUCCUGGUCUCUUUCCACCGCUGGUUAGAGUUAUAAUUGUGUGGGUGCUUGGGGAUGGGGGUAAACCCUAUUAGCUUGCAAGUGUAAUUGGAUCAGUGAAGCAUGAUGAUGCCAAUGACUUCCUAGGGAUUCUGCUGCAACAAUUCAAUUAAAGGGGAAGAGAUCUGUGGAUCUGGAGAAAACCAUAGCGGUGUGAAAGAGGGGAGAUGGUUUGCAAACAGUGUACACUAUUGGGAAUGACUAGAUUGCUUUGUAUAGAGUAGAAGUUUUCAGGUUCUUUAGGAGUGUGUUGUAUCAGAGAUCUGCAGCUGAAGAAAAAGCAACUGAGUUGUGGAGUGUGUGUAUUUAUGAAUAGUGGAUUUCAGCUAAUGGGACAGAUGGCUGAUUUGCUUCAGAACAAAGCCACAUUUACAGCAUACAUUUAAAGUGUUAUGAUACUACUUUAAACAAUCAUGGCUUCACUCAAAUAAUACUGGGAACUGUAGUUUAUGAUGCUGAGAAUCGUUGUUGUUGUUUAGUUGUUUAGUCGUGUCCGACUCUUCGUGACCCCAUGGACCAGAGCACGCCAGGCACUCCUGUCUUCCACUGCCUCCCACAGUUUGGUCAAACUCACGUUAGUAGCUUCGAGAACACUGUCCAACCAUCUCAUCCACUGUUGUCCCCUUCUCCUUGUGCCCUCAGUCUUUCCCAACAUUAGGGUCUUUUCCAGAGAGUCUUCUCUUCUCAUGAUGUGGCCAAAGUAUUCCUCUCACAGAAUUACAGUUCCCAGAGGGAUUUAACAGGCAAUCCCUCUUCCCAGGGAACUCUGAGAAUUGUAGCUCUGUGAGGGGAAUGGGGGUCUCCUAACAACUCUCAGCGCCCUCAACAAAGAACUGCUCCCAGAAUUUCCUGUGUGGAGCCAUGGCUACUUAAAGAGGCAUCAUGGUGCUUUAAAUGUAUGCUGAGGAUACAUGUCUUGGUCUGGAGUAGCCCUCUUAGCUGAAGUCCACUAUUCACAAACACACCUCUCCUGGCAGGAUCACUCCAGAAUUGUAGAAUUGUAAGGGGCCCAGAGGGUCAUUGAGUCCAACCCCCUGAAAUGCAGAAAUCACAGCUGAAGAAUCCAUGACUGAUGGCCAUCCAACCUCUGUAUAAAAAUCGCCAGUGAAGGAGAGUCCAUCACCUUCCAAGGUAGUCUGCUCCACUGUCAAACAGCUCUUACACAUGAGUGAAUACUUCUAUAUACAAAAAAAUGAAAAUCAAAAUGAAAAUCUCUUCUCCUGUUCAACAAGGUCUCUGGGAGAAAGCUGUAGUUUCGUCCAUAGUAGCUUUCUAUGUGAAAGCAGGUUUUUGUUUUUUCAUGUGACAGCAUUCAGUAGCAUGGGUCUUUACCUACAGCCUGGAGGGGCUCAGCUCAGGCGCUGGUUUACCAUGUCACUGAGAACCUUCAUCUCACUGCAACUGAGCCUCUGGGAUGCCUGUCAGGUUGUACACUGGAAACAAGUUCCUUACUUCUUUGUGUUCUUGUUCCAGCAACAUGGCAAAAGCUAACAGAUAGACCUUUCAGCCUGUCUACAAGAAGUGAAAGGACAACACCGGGGCAGUGA